AUGUCGGAUUCGCGCGCGUCGCCCGAGCACGACGUGGACCUUGCGUCUGCGCGCCCCGACGAGCGCCGCAUGGCACUUCCGAUGCGCUCCCUGAACGCGUCCAAAGAGGCCAUGUUCGAAGCGGACACGGACGAGAUUGACGACCUGCUUGUGAUGCCCGAUCCGAGUGUCGUGCCGCCGCUUGAGCCGGCGCCGCGCCUGCCAUCGACGAUGCCGUACCUCCCUGGCGCGUCGACGUCGCGCACAUCGAUGGACCUGUUUGGCCAGAGCAUGCGCCAGAUCAGCCAGGCACUCCCGGCGUCCUGGGACCCCGAGCAGCUGCCCGAGUGGUUGCGGCGCGGCGCUGGCGUGUUUGAGGGCACGGUGAACAUGGCGAACAGCAUUCUGGGCGCCGGCAUCGUGAGUCUGCCGUACGCCAUUCGCGAGUCGGGCUUCGUGGCCGGUCUCGUGCUGCUCGCAGGCAUUGCGCUGCUGACCGACUGGACGAUCCGCCUGAUCGUGCUGAACGCCAAGCUCAGUGGGCGCGCCACGUACAUUGACAUCAUGGGCCACUGCUUUGGGCAGCAUGGGCGCAUGGCCGUGUCGAUCUUCCAGUUCGUCUUUGCGUUUGGCGGCAUGUGCGCCUUCUGCGUCGUGGUCGGCGAUACGAUCCCGAACGUCAUUUCGAGCGUGUUUCCCAUACUGCGCGAUACGAUACUGAGCAACCGGCACUUUCCGCUCUCGCUGUACCGCAACAUCGAGAACCUGAGCAAGGCCAGCGCCGUCGCGCUUCUCUCGAUGGUCUUUAUCAUUCUCGCCGUCGUCGUGCGCGGCCCCGCGAUGCCCGCCGAGCUCAAGGGCGACCCGAGUCUGCGCUUCACCCUCGUGCACCCCAUGAAGCUCAUCCGCUCCAUCUCUGUGAUCAGCUUUGCGUUUGUGUGCCACCACAACUCGCUGCGUACGUUCCACACGCUGACCCAGUCAUCUAUGGCAGUCUGA
Messenger RNA from Malassezia sympodialis ATCC 42132, 978 nucleotides. RefSeq lists its product as uncharacterized. Lineage: Eukaryota; Fungi; Basidiomycota; Malasseziomycetes; Malasseziales; Malasseziaceae. The transcript is spliced from 2 exons. Bases 1 to 978 code for a protein of 325 amino acids. The record is from RefSeq and is a predicted model, not a curated record.